AUGGGCUCGUCGAGGUGCGAGGGCCUCGUGCGCAUUCGGGAGCGUGUCGUCUUUCAUUCUUCCUCUAGUGUCGACGAUCCAGACGACAACUUAGACGCGAUAUCCUCGUCGUCGUCCUCUAGUAGCCAAUUGCGCUCCGCUGGACGUUUAAGUGACGACGUGUGGUAUUUUUGCGUCUCGAAGGCACCUGUUGCGUCUGUGGAUUGGUUCACAGUGGACGCCAGCACCGAAAGUAGCGAAGAAGAAGACGUAUCGGCCACUACGAGCUCCAGUGGCGCUGUGUUGCUGGCUAGUACCAGAGUCUCGAGUGUCGAGGCCGUAGAUGGUGAGAACGUAAAACUACCCGAGAGUGACGGUGAAAACACUGGAGUGUUUGUCAAUUUGGCAAUGGACGAGGAAGAGCGGAAAAGACUGGAAGCUGUCUCGUUCUACGUCGAAGACGAGAGUUCUGGUGUUGCGCUGCUGCUUGAGACCGAGUCGCAAGAACACAGAGACGAAUGGGUGACGUUUCUAGGUGAAUUGCUCCCUAAGGAGGCCGAGGAGAGCGCAGAUGGUCAGGAAAGUGAAGAAGCUGGCGAGGAUGUAGCGGAGGAACUCGAGUCUAUGCACUUAGCAGCGUCCAGGUCGUCGAUUUCCAUGCGGUCGCUGCUUCAUCAAGGCAAAUCGGAGAAUCUACUCGAAGACGAAGACCCAUUCGGCCUACUAUCACUCACAACGUCGGCCUUGAGCUCGAUAAUGCCGAUGGAUGACGAAGAAUCAGUAAUGACGACGAAUACUGCGCCUGGGAUGUUCGCGAUGGACCACUUCGAGUUAGCAAAGGGAAAUGGCGAAGAAGAUAUCGACGACAUGGGCGACAGCGACACUAGCGGUGCGAACACAGACUCGGACUUUGCCGCAGAUACCGCAGUCGAUUCUUCUUCGCUGUUGUUUUUUUCAGGCAGAGGGCAACAGAUAGCAGUUCGUAAGCGGUCAAACAGCAACGUCACGGACCCUUUGAGCUCCAGUAUGGUCAAAGAACCCGCUCGGAGUCGACGACACAGUCUGGGUGCUGUGUUUGGCUCGUCCCCACAGCCAACAAACGGCUGUAUGCGCUGUAGCAAGAGAUUCGGCAGACUUAUCCAUACGCCCAAGGUCUGUGCGUCCUGUUCGCAUCGAUUUUGCCGCGACCACUGCAACCAGUGGACAGCUCUAACCACUCCAGAGUCGAUCACACUGCCAAGUCCUGACAUCGGCGCUAGAGCGACUCCAGCAGAGCAGAAGCGUGUGUGCAUGGACUGCAUGGUAAGACAGCAGUUGCUCUCUUCUCUGCAAGAAGCGGGUGUGUACUAUGCCUCUGCAGUCGACGAAGCAGGUGGAUUAUCACGACUUGUGCGCUGGAAAUUCUUUGAUCAAAGCCCCAAGCUGGAGAUUGCAAACCAUAUACGCGCUCGAAGUCUUGGGCCGUUGAGUCUCCUGUCGGCGAUGUUUAAGUAUCGACAACAGCCCUUCAUGUUCGUGGUGGUGUUAGCGCAACUCGUGCACAACGUGGAGAAUUGUAUGGACACGAUGGAGUUUUACUGGCCCCAGUUCCUGCAGUGGGGGUUUGUCAACCUUCCAGACGCCUCACCCAGUGUACGAGCCUUUUAUCUCUUCUUCCUGGCUGCUACGGCGCGUCGUAGUGUCCACUUGGCAGUCAAAGCGACGUGGGAGUGCAUUGCAGCUCACUGGGACGCAAUGUCGGGAGGGUUCUACAAGCGCGGCAACGGCAUUGUAGUCAUGUUAUUCUUUGUUACGAACGUCAACUUUGGCGAACCUCGCAGUGUCCUGCCGCAACUAUUGUUCCCGCAAGCGCCACUGCAUCAGCGUGAGUCAUUGGAGAAGCUGCUUGGACAACUGUACGAGUAUGUACGAAGAGCAUAUGCUGCGUCGCAGCGCGAGUCUCCGUUCUUUGAGUGGCUUCUCGCUCGCAGCAAGGAGGAAACCGUGGUCAGUUCUCGAAACAUUCAGACUCAGCUCCGUGUCGGCGAUGGAUUUCUCGAUCCGUUCCCCUUGGACUACCAUGAACAAGCACAGCUAAUGAUCCUGGAACGUCAAAGAUCAGGCACGCAGCAUCUCGUGGAAGCGAAGCAGCGCAUGUGGAACAAACCAGCGCAGCAUAUUUUCAGUGACGAAGUUCGGCUCGUGCGCUUCUUAGUGGACCUGUGCACGUACUUGAAAGAGAACAUUUCGGAGCCUUCUCUGCGGAAGAAACAGCUCCCUGCAUUGUUACAGGAAAUGUUACGAGGCAAACACAUCCGACCCGAGGCUGCGUUGCCGCUCUCUGGAGCCAUGGCUCACCCUCAUCGUGUCGUCAACGUACUCGUCAAUGAAGGAACAGUGUUUUCCACCAAGGCUCGAGCCCCGACGUUGGUUUUCUUCGAGAUUAUCGCGUCAUCUUUAGGAUGUGAUGGCGAAUCUCGCGAACUUGAUCCCCUGCCUAAGCACGACAGCCAAGUUGAUGCGUUGGUGGAUAAUGCGGUGAAAAUGGAGCAAGAAAAAGACGAUUUAUUAGCUCCAGAGCAGCUGGAGAUCCUCAACUAUCUUGACGGAGAGACCGUUGGAACGUACGUGGCCGACUUAAUCCCCGUCAGUCGCAGCGAUUCUCAAGCUUCUUUUCGGUCUUUCAUCUCCGAAGACCUCGAUAGACUCAGCACCGUAUUGCCAGCUGGCUGUACGCCACUUAGUGAGAUGGCAGGUUACUCCGACGAAGGCGAGGCGGAAGAAGUAAGUGGUGACGUUGGCGCGGACACGAGUGACAGCUUGGACUCGACAAACGCAGCACAAGUUCUUAAGUGUCCGUUCUUCGGCGAACGCUUUGCUGACACGCAGAAGCGUAUCCGCGAAGCGAGCACGUUUUCUCGCUUUGACGGGUGGGCGUUAGCUCCGGUGAUUGCCAAGAGUUUUGACGAUAUGCGUCAAGAAGUGUUCGUGCUACAAGGAUUGAAGCUGUUCCAACUCAUUUUCCGGAAACAUAGUCUCAAUCUCUGGAUGCGAUACUACAGUAUCGUGUGUGCAGGCAAAGAUUGUGGCUUACUGGAGGUGAUCACGGAUGCGCAGUCACUGGAUGGAUUGAAGAAGAAAGGCACGAAAAUCAGUGGCGUUGGUACGUCAUUGCCCGUUAUCUUCGAACGGGCUUGCGGCCGAGACCCCGUUACGGGUGAACACGACCCGGUCCGCUCGGAGAGAGCUCGAGCGAAUUUCAUCUCGAGUAUGGCGGCGUACAGCCUCUUUUCCUACAUCUUCCUGGUCAAAGAUCGACACAACGGCAACAUCAUGCUGGACACUGAAGGGCACGUUGUUCACAUUGAUUUCGGCUUCGUUCUGGGUAUUGCGCCGGGCAACACCUUCAGUCUCGAGACUGCUCCGUUCAAGCUGACGCAGGAGAUGGUGGAGAUCAUGGGCGGAGAGGGUUUCGACUACUACCGACAGCUCGUAGCUCAAGGUUUGCUUGCCUUGCACUUGGAAGCUCAGCAACUGCUGUCACUCGUGUAUCUCUCGUCCAAAGAUUCGUGCUUCCCAUGCUUCAAAGGGCGAUCUCGGGCGCGUAUUGUGCGGCGACUAAGUCGUCGACUGUGUAUCGGAUGGAGCGUACAAGACGUGGAACGCACAGCUGCUCGCAUCGUCGACAAGAGCAACGGACACCGCGGCACAAGGCAAUACGAUUGGUUCCAGAAGAUUUCCAAUGGCAUUUCACCCUAA
Phytophthora infestans T30-4 is the source of this 3717-nucleotide messenger RNA. Its product is annotated as phosphatidylinositol kinase (PIK-I). Gene Ontology annotation, cellular component: membrane; cytoplasm. Gene Ontology annotation, molecular function: 1-phosphatidylinositol 4-kinase activity. Gene Ontology annotation, biological process: phosphatidylinositol phosphate biosynthetic process; phosphatidylinositol-mediated signaling. NCBI's taxonomy places the organism in Eukaryota, Oomycota, Peronosporomycetes, Peronosporales, Peronosporaceae. The record is from RefSeq and is a predicted model, not a curated record. The coding region runs from base 1 to 3717 and encodes 1238 amino acids. The transcript has a single exon.